AUGGCUCUGGGUGCUGUUGUAACUCCCUUGUCGGGUGAAAAUCUCGUUCUGCAAGGCGUACACCAAUUACAUAAAGCAGCUAUCAAGCCAAUCAAGCAGCGUAUCAAUAAGAUACUCAAAAUUAGAAUCACGAGAAUAGAGCAACUCGAGCAGAUGGCAGACCUCAUGCUACAACAAAUACAAAGCAGCCCUAAAGAUGCGCUCAACGAGCUCUUACUCAGAGGCUUUGUCCAGCAAAUCAAAACAUUCGCAUCCUCGCAAGGCGAGCGUAUAGAUGUGCUUACAGAUCUCAAGCAGCUGCUUGAAAGCGUUCAACAGGACACUACAGCAAUACAUAUAAAAACAGAGCAUGCAUCUAAAUCAAGUGUUAUAACAGGACUAUCUAGCGAUUCUGCUAUCCUCUGGAAGACUUAUCAAGCGUAG
This is a messenger RNA of Talaromyces stipitatus ATCC 10500, 423 nucleotides long. RefSeq lists its product as uncharacterized. The transcript has 2 exons. The coding region runs from base 1 to 423 and encodes 140 amino acids. NCBI's taxonomy places the organism in Eukaryota, Fungi, Ascomycota, Eurotiomycetes, Eurotiales, Trichocomaceae. The record is from RefSeq and is a predicted model, not a curated record.